Messenger RNA from Pistacia vera, 2282 nucleotides. RefSeq names its product beta-galactosidase-like. The record is from RefSeq and is a predicted model, not a curated record. The transcript is spliced from 18 exons. Lineage: Eukaryota; Viridiplantae; Streptophyta; Magnoliopsida; Sapindales; Anacardiaceae. Bases 10 to 2199 code for a protein of 729 amino acids. Gene Ontology annotation, molecular function: beta-galactosidase activity. Gene Ontology annotation, cellular component: vacuole; cell wall. Gene Ontology annotation, biological process: carbohydrate metabolic process.
AGGUCCACCAUGAUGAGAAACAACGUUUUCGUGUUACUGUUAAUGUUGAUAUUUUCAUGGCUUUGUUCUGUGAAAGCCGCGGUUACUUAUGACAAUAGAGGUCUUAUAAUUGACGGAAAGAAAAGAAUUCUUAUGUCUGGCUCUAUUCAUUAUCCAAGAAGUACUCCUGAGAUGUGGCCUGAUCUUUUGAAGAAGGCUAAAGAUGGAGGUCUAGAUAUUAUACAAAGUUAUGUCUUUUGGAGUGGACAUGAGCCUUCUCCUGGAAAAUAUUAUUUUGAGGAUAGAUAUGAUCUUGUUCGGUUCAUCAAGUUGGUUCAAGAAGCUGGGAUGUAUCUUGAUCUGAGGAUUGGCCCCUAUAUUUGCGGGGAAUGGAACUUAGGGGGAUUUCCUUCUUGGCUGAAAUUCGUGCCUGGCAUUGAAUUUAGAAUAGACAAUGAGCCUUUCAAGUCGGCAGUGCAAAAGUUCGUGGAGAUGAUAGUGAACAUGAUGAAGGCAGAAAAGUUAUUUCAAACUCAGGGAGGUCCAAUCAUUAUGUCACAGAUUGAGAAUGAGUUUGAAAUAGUAGAAUACGCAAUCACUCCUGGUGCUAAAGCUUAUAUUAACUGGGCAGCUCAAAUGGCUUUAGGUCUUGACACUGGUGUCCCAUGGCUUAUGUGCAAACAAGAAGAUGCUCCUGAUCCAAUUAUAAACGCCUGCAAUGGUUUCUACUGUGAAAACUUUCUUGCAAACAAGCCAUAUAAACCCAAACUUUGGACUGAAAACUGGACUGGCUGGUUAACCGGGUUUGGUAGUGCAACUCUUGAAAGACCAGUAGAAGACAUGGCAUUUUCAGUUGCCAGGUUCAUUCAGAUGGGCGGUUCCUUAGUUAACUACUACAUGUACCAUGGAGGAACUAAUUUUGGGCGGACGUCUGGUGCCUUCGUUGCUACUACUUAUGAUUAUGAUGGUCCAAUUGAUGAAUAUGGACUAAUCAGGGAACCAAAGUGGACACAUUUGAAGGAUUUACAUAGAGCCAUCAAAGCAUCCGAAGCAGCUAUAUUGUCUUCAGAGCCCAUCCUUACUCUGCUUGGACAAGGCCAAGAGGCUCGCGUAUUUAGGUCAAAAACUGGGGCUUGUGCGGCUUUCCUUGCAAACUAUGACUAUAAUUUGAAUAUCAAAGUCAACUUCGAAAAUGAGGAGUAUGACCUGCCACCUUGGUCCAUCAGCAUCCUCCCUGACUGCAGAACCGUAGCUUUCAACACCGCUAAGGUUGCUGUCCAAAGAUCCCCGGCGCAGAUGACACCCGUCACCAAAUUUUCUUGGGAGUCAUUCACCGACGAAAGUAUCCCUGUUAUGGAAGAUGAAGCACUAACAAACAAUGGAUUGUGGGAACAACUAAAUUUGACCAGAGAUGCUACAGAUUACUUGUGGUAUAUGACAAAUGUGAAUAUUGACCCUAAUGAAGGAUUUUUGAAGAAUGAACAAGAUCCUCUUCUCACCAUUAUGUCCGCAGGUCAUGCGGUGCAAGUUUUCGUUAAUGGUCAACAAGCAGGAGUUGCUCAUGGUGGAAUAACCUUUCCUAAAUUUACAUUCAAUCAACCUGUCAAACUGAAAGCUGGUAUUAACAAGAUUUCUUUAUUAAGUUCAGCUGUGGGUCUUCCGAAUAUUGGUGCAUCCUUUGAGAAAUGGAAUCUUGGUGUUCUGGGCCCGGUAACUCUGACAGGUCUCAAUAUGGGUCCAAGAGACUUGUCUAUGCAGAAAUGGUCUUACAAGGUUGGUGUGAAAGGUGAAGAUUUAAGCAUUUUUACUGAGAAGGGGAGUGCCUCUGGUCAAUGGGUAGAAGGACAAUCAGUGCCCCAAAAACAACCAUUGACAUGGUACAAGACUACUUUCGAUGCACCAGCAGGGAAUGAUCCAUUAGCUUUGGAUAUGAGAACCAUGGGAAAAGGGAUGAUGUGGAUAAACGGUCAGAGUAUUGGGCACCACUGGCCUGCAAAUUUAGCAGUGGGUGAUUGCAGGGGUUGUAAUUAUGCUGGACCUUAUAGUAAUUUGAAAUGUCAUUUCAACUGUGGAAAUCCAUGUCAAAUAUGGUAUCACGUUCCACGCUCAUGGUUGAAGCCGAUUGGAAACCUAUUAGUUGUGUUCGAGGAAUGGGGUGGUGACGCCAACGGGAUCAGUUUGGUCAAAAGAACGAUAGGAAAGGGUGGCAAAACUGCUUGAAAUAAUUGACAGAUUUGAUGAGUUUGACACCGCCAGAAGGCUGAAGUUUACAACCAUACUACAAAAUUGGCUGAAGCAGACAA